Molecule: messenger RNA, 1876 nt
Organism: Mus pahari (shrew mouse)
Lineage: Eukaryota; Metazoa; Chordata; Mammalia; Rodentia; Muridae
Product: zinc finger protein 45-like
Biological process (GO): regulation of transcription by RNA polymerase II
Molecular function (GO): DNA-binding transcription factor activity; RNA polymerase II cis-regulatory region sequence-specific DNA binding
Source: RefSeq, a predicted model, not a curated record
GAGCCUCCUGCCUCUGCCUCCUAAUUCUGGGUUUAAGGCCUGGGCCUCCACAUUUGGCCCUCUCAUUAGCUUUUGGGUCUUCCCUGUUAGAGCAGACACGAAAGCUUUGGACCACUCUUUUCAGGAGAUCGUAAUCUCUUCUUGUGAGUACUAAUACCUCUCCAGCAGUCCAGCCUCUCGCUGGGGGCAGCAGGAGGUCCUUCCAGACCUCCUUUCUGUUGCCACCAAUACUGGUUAGUCCUGGACACCUUCUCUGUUCCCUUUGAGGAAGGGGAAGGUUGUCUCCAGCUUGGUGGGCAGGAGGGGACAGUUCAACUGCUUUGUCAGGAAUGGCCUUCCUAGUUCAUGGCUUCUUUCCUUCCACAGCCUGACCUCUCUACAAGGACUGAGUGGAAGGUGAGGUCCUGGAUCCUUCGGCAAGGCUCCUGCCUUACCCCCAGGAGGACAAUGACCAAGGUCAAGGAGAUGGUGACCUUCAGGGACGUGGCCGUGGUCUUCAGUGAGGAGGAGCUGGGGCUGCUGGACGCUGCUCAGAUGAAGCUGUACCGAGAGGUGAUGCUGGAGAACUUCAGGAUGCUGCUCUCAGUGGGAGACAAGAAUCCUGAGGCAAUCCAGUCUCUUGAGGAAGUGGGACCGAGGCACCUGCCACACGAGGCGCUUUUCUGCUCACAAAUCUGGCAGCAGGUGAGCAGGGACCUAACGAAGGCUGGAGACCGCAGAGUAAGCAACAGGGAAACUGGCUCUCCGAUGAAACAAGAUGAUGCACAUGGUACGGACAAGGAGUACAACAAACAUUCCGGUCAGAAAUCACAGCUCCAACUCCACUGUGGAACAAACGGUGGUGAAGAACCUUGCAGAGAGGAGAGGAGUGAGAAAGCCUCUCCUCUGCAGGCUCAUGGGCGACCCCCCGCAGGAGAGAAGAGGUAUUGGUGUGGAAAAUGUGACCACUCCUUCUGUCGGUUAUCGGGGCUCCAAGCGCAUCAGGUGAGGCACACUGGAGAGAAGCCAUACAAGUGUGAGGAGUGUGGCAAGGGCUUCACUCGGGCCUCCACCCUUCUGGACCACCAGCGAGGCCACACUGGAAACAAGCCCUAUCAGUGCAAGGCUUGCUGGAAGAGCUUCUGUCACAGCUCCGAGUUUAACAAUCACGUCCGAGUCCACACGGGAGAGAAACCCUAUGUAUGCACAGAGUGUGGGAAAGGCUUCAGCCAGGCCUCCCAUCUCCUGGCCCAUCAGAGAGGCCACACUGGAGAGAAACCCUACAAAUGUAGCACGUGUGGGAAGGGGUUCAGCCGGAGUUCAGAUCUUAACGUUCACUACAGAAUCCAUACGGGAGAGAAACCCUAUAGGUGUGAGACGUGUGGGAAAGCCUUCAGUCGGGUCUCCAUACUCCAAGUGCACCAGAGGGUCCACAGUGAAGACAAACCGUACCAGUGCGCCGAGUGUGGGAAGGGCUUCACCGUAGAGUCCCACCUUCAAGCGCACCAGCGGUCCCACACUGGAGAGAGACCCUAUCAGUGUGAGGAGUGCGGGAGAGGCUUCUGUCGGGCCUCCAAUUUUCUGGCUCACCGUGGAGUCCACACAGGCGAGAAACCCUAUCGAUGCGACGUAUGCGGAAAACGCUUCCGGCAGAGAUCCUACCUCCAGGACCACCACAGGAUCCACGGGAGAGAAACCCUACAGAUGCGAGGAGUGUGGGAAGGGCUUCAGCUGGAGCUCAUACCUCAAGGCCCACCAGAGAGUUCACACGGGAGAGAAACCCUACAGAUGCGAGAACUGUGGGAAGGGCUUCAGCUGGAGCUCAAGUCUCCUGAUUCACCAGCGCGUCCAUGCGGAGGAUGAGGGCCACCGCAAGGAUUUGCCUCAUGGGGAGCUG